Toxotes jaculatrix (banded archerfish) is the source of this 1370-nucleotide messenger RNA. It is a transcript of the gene gja8a, whose product is annotated as gap junction protein alpha 8 paralog a. The coding region runs from base 1 to 1272 and encodes 423 amino acids. Gene Ontology annotation, cellular component: connexin complex. NCBI's taxonomy places the organism in Eukaryota, Metazoa, Chordata, Actinopteri, Toxotidae. Gene Ontology annotation, biological process: cell communication. The record is from RefSeq and is a predicted model, not a curated record. The transcript has a single exon.
AUGGGUGACUGGAGCUUUCUGGGUAAUAUUUUAGAGGAAGUUAAUGAGCACUCUACGGUGAUCGGCCGGGUGUGGCUCACGGUGCUCUUCAUCUUCCGUAUCCUCAUCCUGGGCACGGCAGCGGAGUUUGUUUGGGGCGAUGAGCAGUCUGACUAUGUCUGCAACACACAGCAGCCCGGAUGCGAGAAUGUGUGCUAUGAUGAGGCCUUCCCCAUCUCCCACAUCCGCCUGUGGGUGCUGCAGAUUAUCUUUGUGUCCACACCUUCUCUGGUGUACGUGGGUCACGCUGUGCACCAUGUCCACAUGGAGGAGAAACGUAAAGAGCGCGAGGAGGCAGAACUUAGCCGGCAGCAGGAGCUGAGCGAGGAGCGUCUCCCUCUGGCACCUGACCAGGGAAGUGUCCGCACCACUAAGGAGACAAGCACGAAAGGAAGCAAGAAGUUCCGGCUGGAGGGCACCCUGCUGAGGACCUACAUCUGCCACAUCAUCUUCAAGACACUGUUUGAGGUAGGCUUCGUGGUGGGCCAGUACUUCCUGUAUGGCUUCCGCAUCUUGCCGCUGUACAAAUGCAGCCGCUGGCCCUGCCCCAACACAGUGGACUGCUUUGUGUCCCGCCCCACGGAGAAGACCGUCUUCAUCAUCUUCAUGUUGGCUGUUGCCUGUGUCUCACUCUUCCUCAACUUUGUGGAGAUCAGUCACCUGGGCCUUAAGAAGAUUCGCUUUGUCUUUCGCAAGCCAGCCCCAGCCCCAGCCCAAGGCGAGGGGUCUGCCCCCCUACCGCCACAAGGGAAGAGCCUGCCCCCCCUGGCUGUCCCCUCCCUGCAGAGAGUGAAAGGUUACAGGCUGCUGGAGGAGGAGAAAGCUCCCCCCGUAACUCACCUCUACCCGCUGGCUGAAGUGGGCAUGGAGGCUGGCAGAGGGGCCCCACCCUUCCAGGGGCUGGAGGAGAAGGCGGAGGAAGUGCUUCCCAUGGAGGACAUCUCUAAAGUGUAUGACGAGACUCUUCCCUCUUACGCCCAGACCACUGAGACAGGGGGGGUGACAUUACACGAGGAGGAGGCAGAGGAGGUGCAGCAGCCAGCAGAGGUGGAGGCAGAGAGGGUGGAGGAGGCUGUGGAUGAGGAUGUGGAGGUAGAGGAGGCGGUGAACAAGGAGGAAGUAUCUCCGGCAGAGGCAGGGAUGGAGGCCACGGAUACGAUAGAAGACACCAGACCACUGAGCCGGCUGAGCAAAGCCAGCAGCAGGGCCAGGUCAGACGAUCUUACCGUAUGAACCUGUGAGAGAGAGCGCACGUACUCCUGCACACACAAAAUGUUCAACAUAAGAGAGAGCACACACACACCUAACUCAACAAUAACGCACACUCUUGA